AGCAGCAGAAGAAGAAGAAGCAGGAAGUGUUUUCCUUCUUCACUUCCCCGUUCUGUCCGCGACCGCGACCUCCGGAAUUAUCAUCGCGUUCCUGCGUCUGGAGCGUGUUCAUCUCGAGUCUCCACCAUUCCACGCUUUUUCCUGCGCGGUUUCACAGGACAGCCCGUGUUUUGCCGGAAGUACUGCGCGACUGCACCGAGCGGACUCUGCACCAUGGCCGCCUACAAGCUGGUGUUGAUCCGGCACGGAGAAAGUUGCUGGAAUCAGGAGAACCGCUUCUGCGGCUGGUUCGACGCCGACCUCAGCGACACCGGCACCCAGGAGGCCAAGAAAGGCGGCCAGGCGCUGAAAGACGCAGGUUAUGAGUUCGAUGUGUGCUACACGUCUGUGCUGAAGCGGGCCAUCAGGACGCUGUGGUUGGUGCUGGAGGGCAUCGAUCAGAUGUGGCUUCCUGUGCAUCGCACCUGGCGUCUGAACGAGCGCCACUACGGCGGCCUGACUGGGUUGAACAAGGCCGAGACGGCGGCCAAGCACGGAGAGGAGCAGGUGAAGAUCUGGAGGCGCUCGUACGACGUCCCGCCACCUCCCAUGGAGCCCGAGCACGACUUCUACUCCAGCAUCAGCCAGGACCGUCGCUAUGCCGACCUGACUGAGGACCAGCUGCCGUCGUGCGAGAGCCUGAAGGACACGAUCGCCCGCGCUCUGCCCUUCUGGAACGAUGAGAUCGCCCCGCAGAUCAAAGAGGGCAAGAGAGUGCUCAUCGCCGCCCACGGCAACAGUCUCCGGGGCAUCGUCAAGCACCUGGAGGGUAUGUCAGAGGAGGCCAUCAUGGAGCUGAACCUCCCCACAGGAAUCCCCAUCCUGUAUGAGCUGGACAAGAACCUGAAACCCGUUAAGCCCAUGCAGUUCCUCGGGGAUGAGGAGACCGUGCGCAAGGCCAUGGAGGCUGUGGCUGCUCAGGGCAAGGCCAAGAAAUAGAGAGAGAGAGAGAAGGAAGAAGAAGAAGAUGAUGAGGAAGUGGUGUGGGAAAUUAUGGGAGAGUGAGAUUUAUCAAACAUGUGUUUAGUCAUUAUGAUCCUUCCAGAAUGUGAUCUGGGUUCCACACAGCGCUCCGUGACUACCUUAUGAGAAAUUAUUUAAUCAGAAUCCAGAGCAAAUGUCAGAAAAUAUUCCUCAGCAGUAUUAAACGGUCGAAUCCCCGAGUGACCCGAGACGUCCCCGUGCAUUUAAAGCACUGCAUUUUCUGUGCGCUUCAAUAGAACUGACUCGGCUUUCUCGGUAGUGGAAGCUCUACGGCAACGGUAUCCAGGCAACGGCACUUAACGGACGACGGGGCAGCGGAUAAAUCCACUGUGUGUGUGUGUGUGUCCCUUUUGUAGAAAAGAAGCCGAAUACGCUGUGUUCCAAAUCGCACCGUGACUCACAAUGAACAUCGUACGCCCACAGCAUAGCACUUAAAAUACACACACACACACACACACACACACACAAUCAGAGCAUCUAUCGUUUUAUAGAAUCUCCCCUGGAGUUAAGUGUGAGGACCAAAAGUUAUCAUUCUUAACUUUUAGUAUUUUGAAGGGUGCUUUUGUCUCGGCUUUUGAAUUUGUGUGUGUGUGUGUGUGUGUGUGUUACAUGGUGUAAAUCCGAUUGUAUUUAAAUGUGAAUUAUUCUUUAUAAAUGCGCCAUCCCUAAGCGUAGGUGUUGUAUGACGAUGCUGGAUUUAUUUUUGCUUGCCUGAACGACUGAUGUCUGAUGUCUGAUGUCUGAUGUGAACCUACACUGGAGUUUGUGUGUGUAACGCUUAAUAAAUGCCUGGUGAAAAGAAA
Molecule: messenger RNA, 1826 nt
Organism: Ictalurus punctatus (channel catfish)
Lineage: Eukaryota; Metazoa; Chordata; Actinopteri; Siluriformes; Ictaluridae
Gene: pgam1b
Product: phosphoglycerate mutase 1b
Exons: 4
Coding region: 214-978 (254 amino acids)
Biological process (GO): glycolytic process
Molecular function (GO): intramolecular phosphotransferase activity
Source: RefSeq, a predicted model, not a curated record